Olea europaea var. sylvestris is the source of this 855-nucleotide messenger RNA. RefSeq lists its product as uncharacterized. The record is from RefSeq and is a predicted model, not a curated record. The coding region runs from base 1 to 855 and encodes 284 amino acids. The transcript is spliced from 2 exons. Lineage: Eukaryota; Viridiplantae; Streptophyta; Magnoliopsida; Lamiales; Oleaceae. Gene Ontology annotation, biological process: telomere maintenance; DNA repair. Gene Ontology annotation, molecular function: DNA helicase activity.
AUGGUAUCAUUCAAUGUAAAUAUUUAUGAGACUGAAAGGUUGAGAACAAUUGUUGAAGAAACAACUAAUUUUGAUAUUGAAGGGGGACUUGAUUGUGCAGCAACAUUAAAUAAAGAACAGCAGUUUGCAUAUGAUAUAAUCAUGGAAAAAGUGAAAUUAGAAUCAAAUUGUGCUUUUUUCGUUGAUGGUCCAGGUGAAACGGGCAAAACCUUCUUAUAUAAAGCAUUCCUAAGUUCUGUAAGGUCACAAAAUUUAAUUGCUUUAAAAAUAGCAUCAUCUGGAGUAUCCACAUCUCUUUUACCUGGUGGUCGAACAACUCAUUUAAUAUUUAAAAUUCAUUUGGAAACAAUUGGUGAAAUAAGUUGUUCUGUUAGCAAGCAAUUAGCUUUAGGAACUUUGUUGAAAAUUUCUAGAUUAAACAUUUGGGAUGAAGCACCGAUGGUCAAUCAUUCUGCUGUAGAAGCUUUUGCUGGUGAUAAUAAUAAACUGCAUUGUUCAUCUCUACUAAAGAAUCGUGCUAGAGGAAAAAUAGAUAUUGCAUGGGGUCAUUGUAAAGAGAUAUUAGAAGCUAGUAAUAAUGGAAUAAAAAAAAAACUUGUCUGCUUGUAUCGUGGAAAGACUUUCGCUGGAGGUGGUGUCAACCGAGUGAAACAACACUUAGCAGGAAUAAAAAGUGAUGUUGAUUCAUGUCGGAAAGCACCUCCUGAUGUUAUAUUCAAAAUGAAAGAAAACUUAGAUAUCUUUGCUGCAAAGAAGCGUAAAACUCAAGAAAUUCUUGAUGAAUGUAACCCACGUAGUUCUUACUAUCGAGAACAAGAAGAGCAAAUGCAUAGAGAUUUGGGUGAUGAUGAUUGA